AACUGAUAAAUAUACAAAUUAUUUAUAAUGUCUGAAUGUAGUUCGAAAGAUGUUAUAACCAUAGAUGACGAUGAUGAUAAUGAAGUUACUGAAAAAGACGAGAUAGCUGCUAUCGAUUACGAAUUGCGACAAAUAGAAACAGAAUUGCAAAAACUAGAAGACCGUAAGAAAAUAUUAAUUCAACGUAAACAAAAAUUGCAAGAUGAUGCAAUUUUGAAAAAAAGCUUGUCCCUAUCGAGAAAUAAUUGGGGAGGCGAAAACUUUAAAUGGUCAAAAAAUUUGAGGAAAGCAUUACAAGAUGUUUUUAAAGUUAAAGACAUGAGACCGUUACAAUUGCCGACCAUGAAUGCAGUUUUAUCUAAUGAAGAUGUUAUUUUAAUUAUGCCUACAGGCGGUGGCAAAAGCUUGUGUUACCAAUUGCCAGCUGUAAUUAGUAAAGGCAUCACUAUAGUAGUUUCUCCUUUGCUAUCAUUAAUGGAGGAUCAAUUACAUGGAUUGAGCAAACUUAACAUAAAAGCUUUAAUGUUGCAUGCAAAGGCAAAUAAAGAAAAUAUUAAGACCAUAAUGAAUUCUAUGAUAGAUACAAAAUCGGAUCUUAAAUUAAUUUAUGUUACCCCGGAAUACAUGGCCAAGUCUAAUCGUUUUAUGAGCAAGUUACAAAAGGCGUACGAAUUAAAAAGAUUAGAUCGUUUUGCAAUAGAUGAAGUGCAUUGUUGCAGUCAAUGGGGACAUGAUUUUAGAACGGACUAUAAGUUUCUUGGAAUUUUAAAAUCUAUGUUUCCAGGUAUACCAAUUCUUGGUCUUACUGCAACAGCUCCUGCUAAAAUUAUUUUAGAUGUACAAAAAAUGUUGGACAUUCAAGGAUGCCUAGUUUUGAGAGCUCCAUUUAACAGACCGAAUUUAUAUUAUGAAGUACGUCGGAAGCCAGCAGAUAAGGACACCUGUCUCGCGAUGAUAGAAAAUUUAUUAAAAAAUAGGUUUAAGGAUAAAUCUGGUAUAAUUUAUACGACUACUAUUAAAGAUGCUGAGCAAUUAACUACGGAUUUACGUGGUUUGCAAUUAAAAGUAGGAUGCUAUCAUGCGAUGUUAGAAGCAGAUUAUAGAUCCGAGGUAUACGCCAAAUGGAUAUCUGGUAAAUAUCAAGCUGUGAUAGCUACUAUCGCAUUUGGAUUGGGCAUAGAUAAACCAGAUGUUAGGUUUAUUAUACACCAUUGUAUUUCUAAAUCUAUGGAAAAUUUUUAUCAAGAAAGUGGAAGAGCUGGUAGAGAUGGUAAAAAAUCAGCAUGUAUCGUCUUCUUUAGAUUACCAGACGUGUUUAAAUUGAGUACCAUGGUGUUUCAAGACAAAGUUGGUUUACAGAAUUUAUAUAAAAUGUUAGAAUAUUGUUUGGAUCAAAAUUCGUGUAGACGUAACCUGAUAGCUAAACAUUUUGAAGAAAAUUGGGAAACCAAGGAUUGCGCUCAAAUGUGCGAUCAUUGUCGGAAACCAAAGGAAAAGAAGGAAUUAAACGUAGCACCUUAUUGUAGACAUUUGUACGAAAUAAUUACUAACGCAAUUCAAAGCGAGACAAGAUUAACGUCAUUAAAGUUAAUAGACGCCUGGUUUGGUAAAGGAGCAUCUUUAUUAAGAGUUGCCAAAGUGCCUAUUCCACCAUUUUCUAGAGAAACUGCAGAAGCUAUAACAGGACAUUUAUUAAUAAACGGCUACCUGCAAGAAGACUUCCAUUUCUCUGCAUACUCUACUAUAUCUUAUUUGAAACGUGGACCUAAAUGUGGAUUAGUUUCAAACAAAGACUAUAAAAUAAUGUUUAAUUACGAAACGUAUUAGUAUAUGAAUUUAGAUACGGCGAACUGUGUAAAAAGUAUUUUACACAAAAUCUACUAAACCGACCACCUUUAAUUGUAUUCCAUUUAUUGACCAAUAACAACGAAUGCAAUGAUAUUAUUUAAAGUAAUAUACUAAAAUUCAUUGUUCGGUAAUCCGAUAUAACUAUUGAGUCAUGCAUUCGAUGUUAUUCAAUAAUAUAAAAGAGAGAAAAAAGACAAAUAAUAUCGAUUGGUUAGAGGAAUGAGAAGGAAGAUAAAGUUUAAGAGAAAAAUUCAUAUACACUAUUGAGAUAGAGAGACAAAUAUAGACUCUCUCUAGGGAAAUUGAAACCAAAGAGGAGACCAACAGUUUAAGAGAGUGGAGGAUAGAAAG
Molecule: messenger RNA, 2199 nt
Organism: Polistes canadensis
Lineage: Eukaryota; Metazoa; Arthropoda; Insecta; Hymenoptera; Vespidae
Product: ATP-dependent DNA helicase Q1-like
Exons: 2
Coding region: 28-1827 (599 amino acids)
Biological process (GO): double-strand break repair via homologous recombination
Cellular component (GO): cytoplasm; chromosome
Molecular function (GO): ATP binding; 3'-5' DNA helicase activity; nucleic acid binding
Source: RefSeq, a predicted model, not a curated record